AUGAGGAUGCGGAAGACCAUCACCGGAGGUGUCAUCUUAGAGGUCCCUGAGGACCAGGGAAGGGAGAAGGCCGCAGCGCUCGCAGCACAGCUGACGCGGGCUCUGGACCCGAACGAGGUCCGCGUGGCGACCCCCUUCCGAGCCGCGGAGGCAAGGGUGUCCCUGAUAGACAUAGCGGCCACCAAGGCGGAAAUCCAGAACACCCUGGCAAGGGAGAGCGGCUGCAAGCCGGAGGACAUCCGGCUGGGAGAAAUCCGCCCCGCCCGGAACGGACUUGGCGCCGUAUGGAUACGAGGCCCUGCCAGUGCAGUGAGGAAACUGGCCCAGGCUGGAAAGGUUGCCAUAGGCUGGUCGAUGGCGAAGGUCGAAGCCAUCAAACGGAGACCGUUACAGUGCUACAGGUGCCUUGGGAUAGGACACACGGGGAAGACCUGCACCGCCAAGGAGGACAAGGGGCACCUGUGCUUCAGAUGCGGCGAACCAGGGCACCAGGCGAGAGCAUGCACUACUGCGAGCCCGAAAUGCCUGCUCUGCGAGGCGCUUGGAACACCGUCGGUGCACAGGAUGGGGGGACCGGCCUGCGCCCCCUCGAAGAAGGGAACGAAAGGAGCCGCCCGCGGAUCCACGGCUGCAAGAGGCAGCGAGAAAGGCUCCCCGCCGCAAAGCGACCCUAAGCCCGCGAACAAGGAGGUAGGCACGGAGGAAGUCACGAACAAGGAAAGGCCACCAAGGAACUGA
Messenger RNA from Bombus huntii, 738 nucleotides. RefSeq lists its product as uncharacterized. The coding region runs from base 1 to 738 and encodes 245 amino acids. The transcript has a single exon. Lineage: Eukaryota; Metazoa; Arthropoda; Insecta; Hymenoptera; Apidae. The record is from RefSeq and is a predicted model, not a curated record. Gene Ontology annotation, molecular function: nucleic acid binding; zinc ion binding.